This is a messenger RNA of Oncorhynchus kisutch (coho salmon), 7683 nucleotides long. Its product is annotated as transcription factor HIVEP3-like. The coding region runs from base 1041 to 7343 and encodes 2100 amino acids. Gene Ontology annotation, cellular component: nucleus. The transcript is spliced from 7 exons. The record is from RefSeq and is a predicted model, not a curated record. Gene Ontology annotation, biological process: regulation of transcription by RNA polymerase II. NCBI's taxonomy places the organism in Eukaryota, Metazoa, Chordata, Actinopteri, Salmoniformes, Salmonidae. Gene Ontology annotation, molecular function: DNA-binding transcription factor activity, RNA polymerase II-specific; RNA polymerase II cis-regulatory region sequence-specific DNA binding.
CUUUUUCCACCUGGGCCCUGUGUUUUCAGCUUUUCCAGGUUUUUGUCAGAACGAACGCAGCAGCAGCAAUAGGCAACCGCUGCCUUGCUUCCCCCGCCUAUGGAAAGUGACAACUGAGUCUCCACCACACACCCUUCCUCUCUGUUCUCCCUCUCUGCCAGCUGAGGAGCCUGAGAUUCCUGCCAAGAACAACAUGGCCUGACGUCACCCUCCAAAUAAGGAUAUUCCACUUCACUUUUACUAUCUGAGGGAGACGGAGAGAGACAAAUAGGGAGGGAUAGAGAGAGAGCGAUAAGCCCCUCCUCCCCAUUCAUUCAUACACACAGACAGGAGACGAGUAAUAUACUCUGCUAGCUAACUGUUUGUCAGCUCAGUGCACGUACAGUAGAGUGGUGUCUCGAUUACCCUUCUCCUCACAGUCACAGAGCGGGCUCUCGCUCUCAUUCAUUCACAAUCUCUCUCUCGCUCUGUUCCGUGCUGUCUCGCUCGCUCUCUCUCUCACUUCGUCUCCCAGCCUCUCUUACUCCGUCUCCCAGCCUCUCUUACUCACCCUCUUUCUGUCAGAUGUGGAGAGGAAACCACCUGCCACCAGGUCCUCUUGAGUGAGGACACAGACAUCCAACAAAAAGUCCUGAAAACUGGAUCUGAAGACCUGACACAAGGACGGGUUCAACCCAGUAUCUGAAUACCGGACAACAGGGACUAUCUGAGGGGACUGACUCAGAGGGCAGAGUUGUUGACUUUGGGAGCCAACCGAGCUCCAAGAUGGGAAGCUUCUUUGGCUCAGGAUGGAAAAGGACUUCCUCAUUACCGCAUGACAAUUCACAGUUGUUGCCCAGGAUCCGUUGAAUGAAUGGCUUGACCCUAGUAAGUACUAAGUAUGAGUACAGACAGCCUUAACUCCAGUACAAGACAGAUAUAACUAAGGAACAAAAUAAUCAUCAUACAUCAAUCCCAGAGUGAAUGAACAGGCUAGACCUGCGUAGCCUGCCCCAGGCGGAGGGAUCCCAGGUGUCUACCUGAGGUUUUUGUUCCGUUUUAUGGAGGCGUUGCACAGCUGCAGCCACUUGCCGACUGGGGAGCAGUCCAGAGGUCAUGACCAGCCUCAGCCAGAAGAGUCUGCUCUGCCUCUCGCAGACCCUGAGCCUCCCAAAUCUCCCUCCUCCCAGAACAAUCAACUGCAGACACAACAGACUCGCUCCAAACAAGGAGGCCCUCAACAUCAACAACAACAACACCACAAACUGCCUAAUAAGAGGGAGCGCAAGCGUCUCCGACAUCAGAGGAAAAGUGUUGAUUCAGAUACCCCACUGUCGGAAGAGGGUAAGCAUGCAACGGCAGAGGCAACACAGACUAGAGUGUCACAGACACCGUCUGGGGGGACCCCGGCAACUCCCUCCUUAUCAACCACCUCCACCCAGUCUACAGAGGCUCCUGCCACAGAGGAGAACCAGCAGGGCACCCUAAAGCAGAAACGGGAGCAUAAGCCUGGAAAACCUGGGAAAUAUGUGUGUUCUUACUGCGGCCGUGCCUGUGCCAAGCCCAGCGUCCUGCAGAAACACAUCCGAUCCCACACUGGAGAGAGGCCCUACCCCUGUGCUCCCUGCGGAUUUUCUUUCAAGACCAAGAGCAACCUCUACAAGCACCGGAAGUCCCAUACCCACAGGGUGAAGGCCGGCCUCGCCUCUGGAGAGCCCAGUGCUUUAGAAGAACCAAUGCCCGUGUCAGAAGAUGAAACCAAACAGCCAUCGUCUGCUGCCUCUUCUAUCUUGGAGAGACAUGGCAGUGUAGCCAAUGAGAAGAUGCUUGAAGACACAGAGAGAUCUAAAGAGCAGUCCAGUGGGAUGGACAACUCCUACGCCGUCAAGAAGAGGCUGGCCAUGCGUUUGAGCCGAGGGAAACGUGGCCCUCUAGGCUCGUCUGACUCGAUCAGUUCCUCGUUGGGUAUGGCGAGUAUAGGGAGCAGAGGCAGCACAGAGUCUGGCUAUUUCUCUCGCUCUGAGAGCACUGAGCAGUCGCAGGACAUCCCACCCAAUGCAACAAGUGCCAAAAGCUACGCAGAGAUCAUCAUGGGGAAAUAUGGCCGCCUGGGCCACCUCCAGAGGAUGUCCCGGCAUCAGGACCAGCAGCCUUCUGGAAGCCAGGGACAGCAGGAGAAGAGCAGCCCGUUCACAGUGCCCAAGAAGCAGGUCAUUGACCACAUCACCAACCUCAUCACCAUCAACGAGGCUGUGGUGGACACAAGUAAGAUAGACAGCGUUAAGCCCAGGAGGUUCUCUCUGCCUAGGAGAAGUAGCAAUGAGUCUAGCUCUAAGGUUACUCUAUCUCUGAAAGAGACACCGGUAGUCCACCACAGCACCAAAAACCCUGGAGACCCAGGAUUUAAGAGCAGUGGUUCCAUCACUAUGGGAGUUCCGUGUGAGAAGUUCCAUCAUCACCAGUCACUACACGUGGAUUCAACGGCAGGCCUGUCACCCACUUCCAUGGCUCCUCUUCUGAGAAGCCUCUCUAUGCCCUCUGCUGCUAGUUCAACUGAUGCCUCCUCUGACGUCUUCCCACAAAACUUCCGCCUUAGCCAAUCUUUCGAUGAACGGUCUGAAACACAGUCUCGCCGCACUGGGAUGCUACGACGCCAGCCUGCUAUCGAACUACAACCCGGUGCUGAAUUGACUAAAGAGGAACAUAGUUUACACAGUAGCUCCAACACACUCUACAAUCACAAUAUGUCCACCGUGCCUCCUGAUCACAAGCAAUGUCAACCAGAGCCGUACGAGUGUGAGACCUGUGGCGUUGGAUGUAAGAACUGGGAAGGUUAUAAGGCACACAAGAGAAGUCUUUGUAUAGCACGACUUCCCCAAGAGAGUCUUGGUACAACAAUAUGCCAGCUGGACCGUUCACAGUUGAUACACUAUCCGAUUAGCAAACCAGGGGCUUUGGCAAUGCGCAAGAGAAGGAAAGAGGAGAGUUUUGAAUCUGAUGAUCCAUCCUCUCCUGUGUCUUUAUCCAUACCCACCUUCUCCACGUCGGUGCAAGACAGAAAAAGUGUAGCAUGCAAUAGAAACUCAUGGCCAUGGGUAGAGCAGGAGCGUGGAGACACAUCAAAAUGUUUCUCAGUGAUUCAACAUACUAGUUCAUUUGAGAAGCAGGACACUUUGUUUACAGACAGUCAAGGUAAAGAGGAGGUGCAUUUUAGUUUUCAAUCUCAUGAGGAUGUGUCUCAGAAACAACUGCAGGAACACUCAUCCAAACCAACACCUCGCAAACUGGUGCGCCAACACAAUGUUCAAGUCCCGGAGAUAUUCAUCACUAAUGAUUCCAACACCAAUGUUAUUGAGUCUGUUCAGACACAGUCAGAAACGACAUCCAUAAUGCCUAAACAGACUGAGAGGACAGACGAGUUCCAGUGGCCACAGAGGAGCCUCACCCUGUCUGGGGUCCCCAUCGAGAAGCUGCCCCCGAAGAAGAAACGUAUUCGUCUGGCCGAGGCCGCCCAGUCUUCAGGGGAGUCCAUGUCCAGCUUUGACUCCAUCUCCCUGCCUCGCAGCCCCAGCCAGGACAGCUGUGCAUCCCACGCCUCUAGCCGCUCUGCAUCCUUCGAGGAGUCCACCAGACCUGGAGACAUGGAGACCCUGGCUGGGACACCAUUGAGGAGGUCUAGGGCCCCUAACAUGUUGACCGUCCCAGGGCUGCAUCUUCACAAAAGGGAGAUGCGGCGGUCGGUCUCCGAGCAAGCACCUCACGACCCACAGCAGCAGUCUGUCCUGAUGGCGAUGUUGGAGAUGCGAAGCAAGUCCUUUGACUACAGCAGUUUGUCCCCUGAGCGCUCCGCGGCCGGCUGGAGUGACAGACGCAAAUGUCUCCUCAUGAGACACACUGCGGUCAAGGACCCAGAGGAGGAGCAGCCUGCCAAACCUGCAGAAUUAAAGCGGAACCCCAGUUCCUCCAUUUCUGCCAAACACACAGCACUAAAGGUGAACAAUCCUUCUCACUGUAGCCCCAGUCCUGACCCUGUCAGUCCCAGAACUUCUUCCAAACUAAGCCCAGGUCCUCGACACCUUAGUGCGACUGCUGGUUCCCCUCUGUCAGGAGAACCCACAUCAUGUAACCCUGUACAAACUAUUUGCCAAGAGCCCCCCUCACAAUGGAAACUGGGUCAAAGUAUUCAUUUGACUGGACAUUGCUCUGAAGUCCUACCCUCAAAGAACUCUGUAGAAUCUCCUGACCGCCUCCAGAGGGUAGACCCAUCACCUCUCUGUUCAGGGAAACCUCUAAUUAUCUCCCUCCGUCCUGUCCACACCUACAUCCAUCCUGCCCAACCCCGUCCCGUCUACCCUCCCCACCCCCUCUCCACCCAGUGCCCAUUAGGGAUAGCUAGGGCCCACUACCUUCCAAUGUCCACAGGCCUGAAGCUGGAGAUACCAGUCCCAAUUCACAGUCAUGAUGGACCUUCAGAGUUUGUAACACAUCCUCCGCAGAUCCUCCACCCUCACCCUAACAUCUCACGUAGCCCAGAGUUACUCCGGCCCUCUAUAUCACCAGCAGUAGCAGUAGUCCGGCUACAGGCAGACACCAACACCCUAGCCAGUGCCAUAUACACCACUCUGUCCCAAACCACAACAUCUAGGUCCCAGGAACCUGUGUGUUCUGGGUUAAACAGUGGCCAUAGAAAUUCCCCAAUGCCUGAACAUAACAGCCACCUGGUCAUGUCUCUGCCUGUAAGUAGCAAGAUGUUGUCUGGGACUCUGCUACCAGUCAGCCAGUUGGCUCUGCCUCCAGGCAACCACUUGGCUUUGCCUCUGCCUUCAGGCAGCCAGUUGUGGUCUGAUGAGGGCUGUAGAUCUCCGGGCUCAGGGAGCAACAAGCGAUUGUUGUCGCCUUCAAACAGUGUCGAUUUCAGCCCUGAGUCCAAACAGCAGCAGAAACGAGUGAAGGAGGAGGAAGAGGAGAGUUGUGUAGGAAAUGUAAUCGUGGAAACAUCCACAAAAGAAGAAAAGGUUGAGAUUCCAACAUGUUUACCGAGGGUGUGUACUCCAAUAAGUCCAGAAAGACCUUCAUAUCCGACCCUCCAGUCCACCACCUCUCACAGCUGGUGUUAUCUGAACUACAUCAAGCCAAACCCCUCCACCUCCACCUCGACUGACCACCAGCCCUCAGUGUACUCCUCUUGGUCUACCAGCGAGUAUGACCCCAACCCUCCAGGCCUCUCCAGCAAGACAGCCCUGUCCCUGUUGGACUGCAAGCAGAGGGUCUGCCCCACCAUCUACACCAUGUCUCCCAUGUCAUCCACCCCGGCAGAGACCCCACCAGAGCCCACCGGCAUGAAGACGCCAUGCCAUUCUGAGGUACAUGCCACUCUGCCCGGCGACAGCCACCGUGUCGGGACAACAGAGCAAGAGCAGUCCGCAGAGGACAAGGAGCUAAAGAAAGAACGAGAGGAGGAGGAAGAGAAGGAAGAGGAGGAAAAAGAAGCAGAGACCCAGUCAACCAGCAAAUGUAGAGAACCUCCAACUCGAAUCUGGAUCUGUGAGGGAGGCUACAGGUCGAGUGAGGAGUACGUGUACGUGCGGGGUCGAGGCAGGGGCAGAUAUGUGUGUGAGGAGUGUGGCAUCCGCUGUAAGAAGCCUAGUAUGCUGCGUAAACACAUCCGCCUGCACACCGACUCACGACCCUACGUCUGCAAGCACUGCAACUUCGCCUUCAAAACCAAAGGGAACCUCACCAAACACAUGAAGUCCAAGGCCCACGGGAAGAAGUGCCAUGAUGGGCCAAUGACUGGUUCUGAGGCAGAAGAAGACUGCUCAGUCUGGCCAGAGACAGGACAGGACGAGCACCGGUAUUCUGACAUCAGCGAAACUGAAGCAGACGACGAUGACAACGAGUAUGAUGAUGAAGAUGAUGAUGAUGGUGAAGAGGAGUCCUGUUCCCAUGAAGACCCUUCCACCACCUCAACAAGCCACUUGAAGCCACCCAAACCCCCAGACCAGAACAGAACCACACCAGACCAGGACAGGACCAGACCAUCUGGGUCAAGCCAGCCCAGCCAGCCUCAGAGGCUGAAUCCCCAGGAGCCAAGCCUCUGUUACCCUGCUGGUUCCCCCAGCAAGAAGAGAGCUCUAUUCUCUCGGAGGAGGCACCUGGACCCCUGUGGUCACCGCUCCCCAUUGCACUGUCCAUCACCAACUCCAGCCCUGUCUCCAUCCCUAUCCAAUCAGCUUUCUCCUGCUCACUCCCUGUCCCCUAGAGCGGACCUGGCCCCUCUCCGAUGCCCUUCCCCCAAGCGUUACCUCUCCCCUGUCACCUGCCAUCCCUCCCCUCUACCUCUCUCAUCCCUGUUUCCUAGGCAUAACCUGUCCCCUGCCCCCUCCAACCCCUCCCCACCCUCCUCUCUGUCCCUGCUAGGUUGUCAUGUCUCCCCCUCCCUAGAGAGACAUCCGUCCCCCCUAAGAGGCCUCUCGCCUGUCAGGCCCAAGUCCCCCAGCUCCCCUUCCCCUCAGGCCACCAUCCCUGCUCAACACAGAGCCUGUCUGCCCAGAGACCCAUCUUCAAAUCCCCACAGGGACAGACCUGCUACGGCUACAAGCUCCAAGGCAAGGCUGCUGAAGAGCUACUCUGUUCAGGAGGACGAUGAGGUGCGUCUUCCUCUUCUGUCCCCCAGGACUAGACCAUCCCGAGGGGGCCACGGUGGUGUCCUCAGCCACCUGCCUCUCCACUCUCAGCAGCUAGCCAAGACCCCCAACCUGAUGAUCCCCAUUGGGGGGAUCCACAUGGUACAGCCCAGGACCAGUCGUCACUACAGCCUGGUGAAUAGCCCCGUGGCAUCACAGAACACCCCUACCCUGGCAAAGAUGGACCGGUCCAUGGCAGCCCAGAACACCCCUACCCCAGCAGAGAUGGACCACUCCAGGACCAGGGGAGCUGGACUGGAAGAAGGGCCACUUAGUAGGCCUUCAUCGCUGAAGCACCAUCAAAACCCUCUGAAAGAGGCGGCUGGGCCUAGCACAAGCAUACACACCAGCUACCAGGACAACAGGGUAGGAGAGGGAGAGGCCGAGGGCAGACUUUCAGGACCUCUCCCAGACAAGGCUGGUACGGCCCAUUUACAGGUGUGCUCCAUGAGACCUGAGAAUCAUGGGAGUUUGAGUCAAAGGGAAGAAACUAAACUACUGUUCACUGGGACAGAGCUAGGAGGCAGCUCACACAGUCCAGGCGCCCAAACGAGCACUUUGUCCAAGGGAACCACACACACAGAAAGAGAUACAGAUACACACCUUAGAGGAGGAAGUCUUUUUCCAGUGACUAAACAAGGCCAAAAGAUGCCAUCUUCUUUCCAGACUAAACUCUGAUAGGAAGGAGCACCUUUAGGGAACAGUGCAACAGACUUGUCUUGGGUACAUCUGAUAUGGCAGCGUUUUUCCUACAUAGGGGAUACAGUGCCAUAUCAGACACAGACAUGGUCUCAGAGCUAGAAGCAGUUCUGGUUUUGAGACUGAAGAAGACGAAAAGAAUCCAAGUAGAGUACUCAGGAGCGUACGACUUCUGACUAUAAUGUGUAAUUAUAUUAUGUAAUUAUAUGAAUGAUAUAUAGACACAGUUGAAGUCGAAAGUCUACAUACACCUUAGCCAAAUACAUUAAAACUCAGUUUUUCAUCAUUCCUGACAUUUAAUGCUAGUAAAAAUUCCCUG